Calypte anna (Anna's hummingbird) is the source of this 2697-nucleotide messenger RNA. RefSeq names its product pentatricopeptide repeat domain 3 (gene PTCD3). NCBI's taxonomy places the organism in Eukaryota, Metazoa, Chordata, Aves, Apodiformes, Trochilidae. Bases 55 to 2088 code for a protein of 677 amino acids. Gene Ontology annotation, molecular function: rRNA binding; ribosomal small subunit binding; protein binding. The record is from RefSeq and is a predicted model, not a curated record. The transcript has 24 exons. Gene Ontology annotation, biological process: mitochondrial translation. Gene Ontology annotation, cellular component: mitochondrion.
AUCCGCAGGAGUGGUCCCGCCCUCCUUCCCUCAGAGCGCUGCGGGACUCCCGGCAUGGCGGCGAGGAGGCUUGGGGGCAGCUCAUGGCAGCAAGUGGUAUCGCUGAGCAGGCGGUGCUGCCUGCCGGGCGGGAGGAGAGAACGCUACCGGUGCUCUUCUAGUAGCACAGCUCUCGGAAAGACUGUGGACAGUUCUGCAGUUACUCAAGAAGAAAUUGUGCUCCCACGAAAGAAAACCUGGGACAAGCUAGCAGUUCUUCAAACAUUGGCUUCUACUGUGAAGAGGGAUCCUACUGCUGCUCAUUAUAUGUUCUAUGAUGACCCUUACCUUAUGCCAAGAAAUGCAGCCACUUCUCGUCUAUUUGCAUUGUCAAAGGAGUCAGGAAGAAAUGCUGCCAAAUACAUUUUUACAAAUUUUCCUCAAUAUUUUGACAAGACUUUUGCAGAACCAAACAUACCAUGCUUGAUGCCUCAGGAUCUUACACCUCAGAUUGAGGGGCUGAGUGAGGAAGCUCUAAAAGAGCGUAUCCACCUCAGAAGGGUGAAGGAUUCUGUGAACCUGUUUGAUCAGCUUGUACAAGCAGGUACCCCUGUAUCUCUGGAGACCACAAACAGUCUUUUAGAUCUGUUAUGCUUCUAUGGAGAUGCAGAAUCUGCUCCAGAAAAAGAGGAAGAAGGAAAAGAGGAUUUGGAAGAACCAGGGGUGAACGUCUCCGAGCAGGCGGCUCCAAAGAGACAACUCCAAAAAGGUUCAUUCAUCCCUAGAUGGAGGGACAACAACAAUGCUGAAAGAAUAUUUAAGACCAUGCCAGAGAGGAAUGCACACUCCUAUUGCACCAUGAUCCGUGGGAUGGUGAAGCAUGGGGUUUCUGCUAAAGCUUAUGACAUGUACAUAGACUUGCUGAAUGAAAGACACAAAGCGGAUGUGCACACCUUCAAUGCGCUGAUCACAGCAGUCCCAUAUCUGAAGGAGAAGUUUGUAGAAAGAUGGGAAUUAGCCAAGGUCUUCCUGAAUCACAUGGUUGAACAACAAGUGCAACCAAAUCUGCUAACUUUUAAUGCUUUACUGAAGACUCUGAGAAGAUGUGGUGGUAUAGGCAGAAGUAUGGCUUUACAGGUGUUCAAAGAAAUGGAAGCACUUGGUAUAGAGCCCAGCCUUGCAACCUAUGAUCAUCUUCUCUCUAUAUUUUAUAGAGCAGUCAGUCCCACAGAUCUUGGCUCAUCAGGCAUCAUCUCUGAGGUGUUGGAUGACAUUGAAAAGAGGAGUUUCACUCCCCAGGACCCUGGUGAUGCCAACUUUUUUGCCAAUGCUAUGCAAGUGUGCUGUGAUCUGAAGGAUAUCAAGCUUGCCUAUCAGUUAAAUAAAGUGAUGGAGAAGGGAGACAACUGGAAGUUCUUGGCUGUGGAUCGGUUAAAUGGCUACUGGUCAAAAUUCUUUUCAUUGUUGUGUAUGAUGGAACAAAUUGAUGUUGUGCUGAAAUGGUACAAAGAAAUGUCCCCUUCGCUCUUCUAUCCAACUCCUAAGAAUAUAAUGGACCUUCUUCAAGCACUGGAUGCAGCUAACCACUUGGAAGAGAUCCCUUCAGUCUGGGAAGAUAUGAAACAGCUGGGGUUUAAUAGGAGACAAGAGCUGCUGGAAGAGCUCUUGUCUUUGAUGAGCAGGGAGCAGCACCCUGAGGAGAUUCAGCUGGCUUUUGCCAAGUGUGCUGAAGACAUCAAAGCUGCCCAUGAGCAAACUGGGAGGGAACAGAUCCCCUUGGAAUGGACAGGCAGUGCACUGGGCUCUGUUGUUCUCUUGUUUUCCAGGGCUGGGAGAACCCAGGAUGCUUGGAACUUGAUGGAGCACUUCCAACAAAUCAACAGGAUUCCCACGGAUGAGGUGAUGGAUGAGUUCUUGAACUGUGCUAAACGAACCAGUAGCCCAGAUGAGGCAAUCAAGCUGGUAAAGCUGGCAGCAUCCCUUGGUCUCCCUUCAGUGCAAAGGCUUAAAAGCAGAACACAGGAGGAAUUUGAACUCUCUGAAAAGCAGAAGCAGACGUUGGAGAGUGUGAAGUCAGAUGAUGACAGCAGUGACAGUGACAGUGAUUAACUGUGUCUCUGAUUCCCCUUGGGAACACCAGGAGCAACCACCACCUUGGUGCCAGGAGGCUUCUGGGAGAACCAAAAGUAUUGAUGGGAUGGCUUCUGGGAGGUGCUGCAGCACUGCUGAGCCCCCCAGAACACUUGCUUGGCAGGAGGAUGUCGUCCUAGUUGGAGCAAGCUGGAAGCUGUCUGUCCAGUGUUGUUGGGAACUUGAAAUACAGCCUGAGCUACACCAGCACAGUCUCUUCCACACCACUCCCUGCCCAAGCUGGGUCCUGGGGACAGUGCAGCCUGUCUGAAUGAGGCACUGGAGGGCUGCAGCUGGCUGGAGGCUGCUCAGCAGGUACAAGACUCUUGACAGGUUGAGUAAGACUUCUCUCUUGGGCCUCCUGGGACUUAAACCUGUGCUGGAUUUAACUCUUUUCCAGCUAACUUUAUUGUGCUAUGUAAAUGUCAAGUUUGCUGCAGGUAAUGCAGUAUUCAUCACCUGUGGUGUUAAUCCUCAACCUUUUUGCUGUUCUGGGUCAGGACUCUAGAUGUUAAAAAGCCACAGCUUGUACAGCUGGACCUUGAAUCUAAUAAAUAGCUAAUAUUAAAUACAGCUCUAAUCUGAUGA